AUGGUUCAAGAAGGCAUUGUGUUGGGCCAUAGAAUUUCUAACAAGGGCAUAGAAGUGGAUAGAGCAAAGCUGGAAGUCAUAGAAAAAUUUCCACCACCUACUACAGUCAAGGGGAUUAGAAGCUUUUUGCGGCAUGCGGGCUUCUAUAGGAGGUUUAUAAAGGAUUUUUCAAAGAUUUCUAAGCCCCUUUGUUCCUUACUUGAGCAUAAUCGAGCAUUUGAGUUCACCAAGGAGUGUCAAGAAGCAUUUGUGACUUUAAAAAAGGCUCUUAUCACCGCACCCAUCAUUGUAGCUCCGGAUUGGUCUCUCCCCUUUGAAUUGAUGUGCGAUGCUAGUGAUUUUGCUGUGGGUGCUGUACUUGGGCAGCGAAAAGAGAAGGUUUUUCCAUUCCAUUUACUAUGCAAGCAAGACAUUAGUCGAUGCCCAAUUGAACUAUACUACCACCGAGAAAGAUCUUUUGGCGGUGGUGUUUGCUUUUGA
This is a messenger RNA of Humulus lupulus (European hop), 480 nucleotides long. RefSeq lists its product as uncharacterized. The record is from RefSeq and is a predicted model, not a curated record. The transcript has a single exon. The coding region runs from base 1 to 480 and encodes 159 amino acids. Lineage: Eukaryota; Viridiplantae; Streptophyta; Magnoliopsida; Rosales; Cannabaceae.